AAUAAUUCAUGAACCUGAAUUAAUCAUGCAUUUUCAUGAAUUAUUCAUGAAUAACUCAUGGAAAUGCAAGGUUUAUUCAUGCUCCAAAAAACCCAAGGCUUUUUCUCUUCUCUUCUGCUCUCUCUCCCUUGGGGACGGCAGGUGGGAGCUUUCUAAGCUGGACAAAGGAGACCUGACAAGGAACUGUGGUGAAGGGACAAGCCCAAGGCAAAGAAGUGUCUGGUCCCCUCCUCUCCUGGAGCAGGCAGCUGAGAUCUGCAUAGACAGGAGACAUUUUGCAAGACUCAACACCUGGAGCAGUGCUAACCAGGUGAGCAGCCCCGAUGUCGGCCAAGCUCUACGUCCUCAUCAGCUGGCCCGACGGCAGCCGGGUGAUCAACAUCGAGAACAUCAAGGAGCCCCGCAAGCCCUUCCACCUCUACGCGGUGGGUGAGCAGGUGCUGGCCCGCUGCCCCGGCUUCAGCGGGCUCUACUGGGGGAUGGUGGAAGGUAUAAGUGAGCAUAAAGAUAUUUUAGAGAAGAAGCUGCUGGAAGGUAGACAGCUCCUGGAGAAGUUAAAAGAAGAACCAGCUGUCCACACCAUGAUGCCACCCCAGCCAAAAAAAUCCAGGAAAACCUUUCCAAAAUGGACCCCGGGGAAUGCGUCCAGGAAAUACCACGGUGACAGGACUUACCCUGCCAAGCCACUGCUGAGGGUGACUGAGGCCAACCUGCCCCAUGACGCUGGCAGCUCCUCCAUCAACAAGGAGAGACGUGCCCUGGGCAUCGUGGCAGGAAGCCCUCGCUCGCUGGCGGGGCCUCCCCACCCAGCCAGCGCCUUCACACCCCCAUCCACAUUUGUCACCAUGGCCAUGCCGGGGACUUCCCAGGGUGAAGAGGACAGGGCUGGUCCAGCUACUAGAGAUUAUGUUGCCCUGGCAAUGAAGAGGAAGUCAGAUGGCACCUUGUCCCAGUGCCAGCAACACAUCUGUCUGAACAGCUGUGAAGAGCGAAAGCUUGAUGCUUUGCAAGACAUGGAUGACUUUGAAAGAGUUCAGAAAAAUUUUGGUCCUGGUGAAAUGGAAAGGUCCGAGAAGAUAGAGCAGCUGGAGAGGAUGGUGUUGGACCUCCAACAGGAUGUCCUCUCUCUGAAGAAGAAGGUGCAAAGGCUGGAAUCCCUGUCCUUCCAGGAGGACCCCCACCGGCAGCCAUGCGAGGUGGUGGAGCUCUUCAACGGCUACACUAAGGAACAGCUCAAAGAGACCAUCCGCUUUGACCAGAAAAUCAGCACUGCCUGCAAGACACUGCUCUACAAGCUCUUCACAUCCGACUACAUCCAGAGCCACUCCAUCACAGGGCGGAGGGGAAAUACUUUCCGAGAGGCAAAGCCCAUGAUGGAUGAACGCUGCAUCAAAAUCAUUAGGGUGCUGUUGAAACAGAAGUUUGGUGAUCACCUCAGUGACACAGUGAUCACGGAGAAGAUCCAAAAUGUGCAGAAAGCCCUGAGGCAGAAGUUUAAGACGGAAUGUCUCUGAUGCACGGGGGACUUGGUGCCUCUUCCUACCAUGCUCAUCGGUGUACCUGAGCAGCCCUUCCAGAAAAGAUGAGUCCAAUCUGCUGCUGCUCAGCUGAUUCCCCCCCAAGGAGCCAACCCAAGUGAACUGCGCAUUAAACAAAGCAUAAACCUUUUGCUGCCAAACCUCUGCCUGCAUUAAUUGAGCGGGAAGUUUGCCCAGCUUGGCAAGGUUUUUGCACAUCUGCUAGCACUUUACAAGUUCCUUUCCGUCCCAGUCUGUGUGCAAACCUCACUGCAGGGUGCAUGUAAUGAUCUCCGGGCCUUUUUGAUGGACAUGCUCAAGAGCUUGAGGGUUCCUGUUGGGUCCAAGUACGGGUCAGUAAGUCAGCUUUGUUCCACCUUGCAGUGGGUUAGGGAGAAAGGUUGGCUCUGGGGCAGGGAGUCCAUCCACAGAUGGGCUUUGUGUCACCCGACAUGGCUUCUCUCUGCAUGCCUGUGGUUGUCUCCUCCUGCCUGUGGGAUAUUUUUUGCUCUUUUUGCUCCCAGUGAAUGUGUUUUACAAUUUCCUGCAGUAGUAGAAAGGCGGGCCCAUUAAAACGACACGAUAAAACAUUCAGAGAAAGAUAAUUUCAUUUUUUCCUCUGUUUUAACAUAGCUGUACGGAAGAAAUGCCUUCACUAACAAAAGUCUGCUGAACGAGAGAAGUCGUCACCCAUGGAAAUAACUUUGCAUUAAUUUUCCUUUCAAAACCAGAUUAUUUCCAUGGAGAAAUCCUAUACAUUUUUAUGACGUAAGUGUGGAGAUGAAGGGCAAAAUAUGGCCCACUGUAGCUACACCUUUCCUGCAAAGAGCAGACAUAUCAUGAACACAGUUGCUAUAAUUUAUAUAUAGUAUUUAUAUCCUAGUUAAGAAAUUCCAGGUGCAACCAGGAGUUUAGCUGUGUGAGAGGCUAUAGGGAAGGGCUGGAAAGGCAUGUAUUUUCCUAAAUAACUCAGAGCUGGAGUUUAGGUGGGUUAAAAGCAUUUUUAACAUUAAAAGAAUAGGAUGCUGACACCAGUCCACCUAAUAGAAGUGCUGCAAAAUACCAAACAUUCCCUUUUAAAGAGGCUUCUGAGACAAGAAAUUGGUUUUCUAAGUUUAAUUUUCAAAUUAUUUAGGAAAGGAAAUGUCAGUUGUUUUGCAUUAAUCAAAACAUUUGUUUUAAUUUAUAUGUUUUGUUCUGUUUU
This is a messenger RNA of Tyto alba (common barn owl), 2721 nucleotides long. RefSeq lists its product as uncharacterized. NCBI's taxonomy places the organism in Eukaryota, Metazoa, Chordata, Aves, Strigiformes, Tytonidae. Bases 324 to 1514 code for a protein of 396 amino acids. Gene Ontology annotation, molecular function: DNA binding. The transcript is spliced from 8 exons. The record is from RefSeq and is a predicted model, not a curated record.